Messenger RNA from Myxocyprinus asiaticus (Chinese sucker), 2616 nucleotides. RefSeq names its product keratin, type II cytoskeletal 8. NCBI's taxonomy places the organism in Eukaryota, Metazoa, Chordata, Actinopteri, Cypriniformes, Catostomidae. The record is from RefSeq and is a predicted model, not a curated record. The transcript is spliced from 9 exons. Gene Ontology annotation, molecular function: structural constituent of skin epidermis. The coding region runs from base 75 to 1391 and encodes 438 amino acids. Gene Ontology annotation, cellular component: keratin filament. Gene Ontology annotation, biological process: keratinization; intermediate filament organization.
CCCACCUGUUCUCAGUUGAAACAUCUUUCAUUUCAGCCCUUCGCUGUCCACAUACUUCCUUUCCGUCUCUAGCCAUGAGUCUGAGAAACAAGCGCAUCAGUUCCAGCAGCUCAGUGAGGAGCAGUGGGAAAAUGGGGGGUUACGGCUACAGCAGUCUCAGCGGGAUCUCUCUGGGAGCAUCUGCCCCUAGCUUCAGCACCAGCUCGGCCUACCUUGGAACUCCCAUCGCCAGUGUCUCGGUCAACAAGAGCCUGUUGGCGCCCCUCAACCUGGAGAUCGACCCCAACAUCCAGAUGGUGCGCACGCAGGAGAAGGACCAGAUCAAAUCGCUGAACAACCGCUUUGCCUCCUUCAUCGAUAAGGUGCGCUUCCUGGAGCAGCAGAACAAGAUGCUGGAGACAAAGUGGGACGUUCUGCAGAGUCAGACCCCGGGCCGGUCCAACGUUGAGCCCAUGUUUGAGGCUUACAUGGCCAACCUGCGCAGGCAGCUGGACGUGGUCAACAACGAUAGGACUAAGUUGGACGGAGAACUGCGGAACAUGCAGGGUCUGGUUGAGGACUUCAAACACAAAUAUGAAGACGAGAUCAACAAAAGGAACAACCUGGAGAACGACUUUGUGAUUCUGAAAAAGGAUGUGGACUCGGCGUAUCUGGUGAAAGCUGACUUGGAGGACAAAGUUGGUGCCCUGACUGAUGAGAUCAACUUCCUGAGGACCAUCUACGAUGAGGAGCUGCGUGAGCUGCAGGCCAGCAUUACAGACACGUCUGUCGUUGUGCAGAUGGACAACUCACGAAGCCUUAACAUGGAUCACAUCGUGGCUGAAGUCAAGGCUCAAUAUGAGGAGAUCGCUGCCAAGAGCCGCGAAGAGGCUGAAUCCUGGUACAAGUCCAAGUUCGAUCAGAUGUCCUCUCAGGCAAUUCAGUACAACGAUCAACUGCGAAACGCUAAAGGGGAGAUCGCAGAUAUCAACCGUAUGAUCAGUCGCUUGCAAAGCGAGAUUGAAGUCAUUAAAUCUCAGCGUGUUAACCUGGAGAGUCAGAUCGCGGAGGCUGAGGACCGUGGCGAGAUGACAGUGAAGGAGGCCAAAGGUCGUAUCAAAGACCUGGAGGAUGCACUGCAGAGGGCGAAGCAGGACAUGGCCCGCCAGCUCCGUGAAUACCAGGAGCUCAUGAAUGUCAAGUUGGCGCUGGAUAUUGAGAUCGCCACCUAUAGGAAGCUGUUGGAAGGCGAGGAGGACAGAAUUGGGCAUCAAUCCAUUGUGAGCAUCCAGUCUGCCCCCAACUACAGUUCCAAAGCGUCAAAUAGUUUUCAGCAGAACAGCUCUCCUUCACCGAAAAUCCUGAUCAAGACUACUGAAACCAGAAACAACACCAGAUUCAGUACCCACUAAAAGUCUGAAGUACAAUAAGCAUGAUAGAAAAUACCAUAUAUACUUUAGCUGUGACAGUUCGCCUUAAAGUCAACGAACCCUAUUUACUUUCUUAUUACAGACUCCUGGUCUAAUUGUGCACAGUGCAAGCUAUUUUGUGUUAUUUCGUCAAGACAAAAUAACUCGCUUUGCCUCUGAAAUGACCAAUAGCAAUUCAGACCAUUUAAUAUUCCAGGUUUAAUACAAGUUAAGCUCAGUCAACAGUAUUUGUGGCAUAAUGUUCAUUGCCACAAAAAUGAAUUUCAACUCGUCCCUCGUUCUUUAAAAAAAGCAAAAAUCGAGUCGACACUGAGGCACUUACAAUGGAAGAGAAUGAGGUCAAUCUGUAAACAUUAAAAUGCUCACUUUUUCAAAAGUAUGGCGACAAGACGUGAAUAAUAUGCAUGUAAAAAUUAUUUUAGUGUGAUAAAAUCGCUUACGAACCUUUUCUGUGUAAAGUUAUAUCCAAUUUUACAACGUUGCCAUGAUGACUUAACGCUGUAAACCCUAAAACGACCGUAAAAAUUAUGAUUUUAACAACUUUACAGUUCAAAUUAUACCCACUUUUUACAGAAGAAUUAAUGUAGGUGCUUUUAUAAAAUUAUAAGCUUCCCAUUUCUGCCUUCAAACCCUCCAGAAAUUGGGCCUUGAAUUGCCCCAGCAACUUUUGUAGGUAAGGCAGCCUUCUGAAAAUCUUGCAAGUAGUUUAAUGCCGGUUGACAUUGAUGUAAUUAAGGUUGUGGCAAUAGCAAAUGGAAAUAGAUUUGUAAAAUAAGUAUUACCUUUGGGAUAUGUGGAAAUGUUCUGGAGGGGGAACUUGAUCUUCAUCCUCCACAUCCAUGUAAAAAAGUCCUCCAUAUCCUCCUCCAUUUUUUACUUGUUUUAUUGUUUUACCUGGAAAAAUGCAUCACAUCAUGGAAGUCAAAUUGGUUGUUUUAUGUUGACAUUAAAUAUAGGAGUAGUUUUCUUUUUGUGAAUCAAUGGUUGAAAUCUUAAAUAAAUCUGAAAUAUCUGAUCUUUAUGCCUGAUUAGAAUACAAUCCAAAAAUAAACUACAGUACAAAACGUAACGAAACUGUGGUAUCAUUUAUCCUGUAAACUGAACCUCUUUUAUUUUGCCAGUGUGCUUCUACAGACCGCAUUAUGUAAAAACCGGACAAUCUUUUAUAUAAUGUACAUAUCUAAAAGAAGAUGAAGAACAUGAAACA